AUGUCGAAUAGUGAACUCGUAUUGUCUUCUCGAGCGGUCAAGAUCAAGCGCCAAGCACAUAGAUCUCGGGCGAUCAUCGCGACCUUCCGACCGCAGACAUCCCCAGCCCGGCCGACUCUGCCAGCUCCUACCCACUCGCUCGCUAUAUAUAGACCGGUCCGGUUCGGUCGCGCACGGCCAUUCCAACAAAUUGAGCCCUCGUUCGCCAUUGACCAUUUCCGCCGACGCUGGGCCAUUUCUCGCCCGCUCCCCGCGUGA
This is a messenger RNA of Penicillium lagena, 258 nucleotides long. RefSeq lists its product as uncharacterized. The record is from RefSeq and is a predicted model, not a curated record. Bases 1 to 258 code for a protein of 85 amino acids. The transcript has a single exon. NCBI's taxonomy places the organism in Eukaryota, Fungi, Ascomycota, Eurotiomycetes, Eurotiales, Aspergillaceae.